ACGAAACUGCUGUGAGCUUAGCUGAUUCAUUUCUAGAUGUUGCUCUGUUCAGAGACCAUUCACUAGGUCAGACUUAACUGUGCUAGAUUGAGAAGGAGACUUGCUGUGGACUGAAAAUCUACUCUUCAGAACACUUGGGCGGAAAAGUGAAAGAAAAGUUGUUUUGUCAAAGCCAUCUGAGUCUUCAAAGAUUCUACUGAUCAAACUCAUCCUUGGGAAAUGUCUCAUCAACCAAGCCAACUUCUUCUUGUGAUUUUUUGCGUACUUCUGUUGACUUGCACGUUUCCAAGUGGGUCAAGUGGAAAUAAACUGCGCAAGAUGAUUCAGAAAAGACGUGCUGGAGAGAAAUUGACUGCUUCGGUUUCUGAAUCAAAAGCUAAUGAGUUUUUGAACAGUUUGAAACGUUCAAAACGGCACCUUUGGGAUAGAUCUCGCGAUGAUGUUCAGCAGUGGUACCAGCAGUUCAUUGACAUGGGAUUUUCUGAAGCUAAAUUUGAAGAAGCUGUUGCACAUUGGAGGAGCGUUUACCAAGAUGCCACUCAGAAUGAUUACCACCGCUACUACAACCACCACAUUAUGAUGGGAAUUCCUCCACUUGGCCCCUAUUAUUCCCAAUCCAUGCGGCAUGGGCUAAUGUUAAUUAUGAUGAUAUUAAAGCAACAAUAUACAGGCCGUAAAUAUUACAAUGUUUAAGCUUUAUGCAAAUAUUAUGCCAACAUGUUAAUCUUUUUCUUGAAUAUUAUUGCCAAGGCUGGAAUCGCGGGAUUGCAAACAAUUACAAAUGUAAGUUGUUCCCGGCGUCCUAACGCUUUCUCUUUUUUAUUCUGAAAACUGUUGUAUCUAAUCAGCUUGAAGUAAUUUCUUACAUGCUGAAAAUUGAAUGUUUGUACUUUGGUAAUGUGACUAUUUAGGAUCACAUAAAUUGUAGAAGUGAGUAAUGGAUGUUGGAAUAAUUCCUUUGUGUCUUCUAAAAUGGCAUUUUAUUUUCUAAUUAAAAAAUCAUAAUUUUU
Molecule: messenger RNA, 1010 nt
Organism: Pristis pectinata (smalltooth sawfish)
Lineage: Eukaryota; Metazoa; Chordata; Chondrichthyes; Rhinopristiformes; Pristidae
Product: augurin-like
Exons: 5
Coding region: 220-693 (157 amino acids)
Biological process (GO): regulation of cell population proliferation; cellular senescence; G1 to G0 transition
Source: RefSeq, a predicted model, not a curated record